AUGGUCACUUUAUCUUGUCCACAUAAUCGCUCUCCCCAGUCUAUGAGCUCACCUGUCACUUUGCCUGUCUUCUCCAUGAACUGGCUGCGUAUAAAGAACGAUUCAAAACGUCACUCUAGCUUUUACAUGCACAUCUAUGAUGAAAUUAAUAUAUUCUCUCUUACAUACAUUUCAGCAUACAUGAAAAAUGUGCACAGUUUUCUUUUAUUUUCGUGAACAAACAGAGAAUUUGUACCCUUACAGCGCCUCUGGGACUACGUGUCCGUCAACAAAAGCCGUCCCUAGAGUUCAACAGCGCCUACUUAAGAGUUCCGCAUUCAAGACGUUGACUGGUUGGGAAGCUUCUUACUUAGUUUAUGUCCACUUCGAGCUUUAUCUUAGACACAUAAUAUAUAGUAAAUACCCUAAAAUGAUACAAGUACUUUUCUUAAUCAGUUUGUGUGCUCUUGUAGCCUGUGGGCCCCGACCUGUAUACGAAAGUCCGAAUACCAACUCUUCUGCCUCUUCUGGAAAGUUCGAGAAGACGCCAGAGGAAGAGUCUUCACUCAAUAAAAGUGACUAUGAUAGUCCACACGACGAGUCUGACAAAAUAUUCCCCGGAUAUUCGUUCUCAAAAGUUAAAAAUGCCUCAGAGAAUGGGGGUCUAAUUGUGAAGUGUGGAGAGAAAAACUGGAGGAUAGUGGUGAAGAGAAAGUACUUCGGACGCGGCCUUCCUUUCUCACCGCGGGCUGUUCGGCUCGGUGAGGAUGGCGGCGCUGCCAUUGAGUGCAAGCCUCAGACAGACUUUCUCACCGCCUCUCACAUGAUCAUUUCUGCAGGUUUACAAGACUGUGGUAGCGAGUCUUGGGUAAAUGGUGACUGGCUCAUCUACUCCAAUAAGUUGGUGUUUUCUUCUGGUCCUUUUCUCACCUUGGAUGGCAUCCUGAUUUUCAGACGCACUCCUACUGUGGUUCCCAUUGAGUGCCAUUAUAAAAGAAGGUUUAGAGUGAGUGCGGAACCACUCAGCCCUACCUGGUUACCUAUGACCUCCACUAUAGAAGCAGCUGGAUUGCUGCACUUCUCUUUACGUGUUGUUAAAGAUGGCAGUGGCUCCACUCGUCAGUCCACUCAUUUCCAGCAGGGAGAGCCAUUGCUCCUGGAAGCAGCAGUAUAUGCCCCAUUGCACCCUCCUUUACGAAUCUUCGUGGACAGCUGUGUGGCCACUGCUAAUUCUGACCCGUUCUCAAAGCCCAGCUAUGAGUUUAUAUCCAACCAUGGGUGUCUGGUUGAUAGCAUGCUGCCAAACUCGUCUUCUAAAUAUUACAACAGGCCAGAGGAGAACGUCCUCAGGUUCAGCAUUCCGGCUUUCAGCUUCCCCCAGGAUCAGAGAAAACAGGUUUUCAUUAGCUGCCAUUUGAGAGCUACUCUUCACCACAGUCCAUCUGACUCCCAAAAUAAGGCUUGCUAUUUUCAUGGACCUUCAUUCAGCUGGCGCUCGAUAGAGGGGAACAACACUGUUUGCUUUUGCUGUGAAACUGGAGAUUGUGUGGCAGGAAAGAUGGACUUAUCCAGCAUAUACCUGGGAGAAGAGCAGACUGCAGUGGAUGUAGGCCCACUGCAAAUUCUACCCACAAAUUCACACUCGGCUGGGAAACUUACCAUAGGGGAUGUAAGCCUCACUUAAGCUGUGACCUGCCUGGAGCAUGCUGUACUUCACCAGGUGAGAUACUGAACAGUCCAAUUGAAUUUAAUUGAAGAUAUAAUAGUACAGAAUUAUAGGAGGCUGCACUUA
Molecule: messenger RNA, 1771 nt
Organism: Colossoma macropomum (tambaqui)
Lineage: Eukaryota; Metazoa; Chordata; Actinopteri; Characiformes; Serrasalmidae
Product: zona pellucida sperm-binding protein 3-like
Exons: 8
Coding region: 188-1663 (491 amino acids)
Biological process (GO): positive regulation of acrosome reaction; egg coat formation; binding of sperm to zona pellucida
Cellular component (GO): extracellular matrix
Molecular function (GO): acrosin binding
Source: RefSeq, a predicted model, not a curated record